Molecule: messenger RNA, 2382 nt
Organism: Acanthamoeba castellanii str. Neff
Lineage: Eukaryota; Discosea; Longamoebia; Acanthamoebidae
Product: glycosyl hydrolase family 47 protein
Exons: 14
Coding region: 1-2382 (793 amino acids)
Biological process (GO): mannose trimming involved in glycoprotein ERAD pathway; endoplasmic reticulum mannose trimming; carbohydrate metabolic process
Cellular component (GO): membrane; endoplasmic reticulum
Molecular function (GO): mannosyl-oligosaccharide 1,2-alpha-mannosidase activity; calcium ion binding
Source: RefSeq, a predicted model, not a curated record
AUGCACGCGCUCUGGCAGCGAAGGGAGCCGCGCACGAACCUAGUCGGAGGGCUCAUAGACGUACACAGUGUACGCUGGCCCGUCUGCCUGCAGGGCGAAGGGAGCGGGGGUCUGUGGGGCCGGUGGCUUGCGGGCCAUGCCGGCAUCGGGGCAGGCAGCGAUUCAUUCUACGAGUACCUGCUCAAGUCAUACAUCCUUUUCGGCGAACCAUCCUACUUGCACAUGUACAACAAGUCGUACAAUGCCAUCAAGAGGUACAUGAAGCAGGGCGACUGGUAUCUCGACGUGCACAUGGCCACCGGCUCGGUCGCCGGCAGCGGAGUCGACAGUCUCCAGGCCUUCUUCCCCGGCGUGCAGGUCCGAUUCGAUUCUCAGCGCAGAGCAAACAUCACGGCGGUGGUGGUCGAAAUGCACUCCGCCUUCUAUUCCCUGUGGAAGCGCUACGGUUCGCUGCCCGAAAGCUUCAACAUCAAGCAAGGACAACCACCGCGCCAUCUGUACAGAGGGUACCCGCUCCGGCCCGAAUUCAUCGAGAGCACCCUCAUGCUCUACCAUGCCACGCGCGACCCGUUCUACCUUGAGGUCGGCGAGCAGAUCUUGACGGACCUGCAACGCACGAAAACCACCUGCGGGUACGCUGCCGUGGCAGAUGUGGAGACGGGCCGGCUGGAGGACCGCAUGGACUCCUACUUCCUAUCGGAGACCUGCAAGUACCUCUUCCUCCUGUUCGACGAGGAGAACGAAUUCAUUCGCGCGUCCGACAUCGUCUUCUCCACCGAGGCCCACAUCUUGCCGGUCUUCACCUCGUCGCCUUCGUGGUCCCGCCUCCACAAGCCCUCGGCUCUCGGCCCGCCCGCGAGCGGCCGACACCGUGGCCCGAGCCCCGCCGCCGCGGUCGAGGCUGUCAGCGCCACGUGCCCGCACACCGCCUGGGGAGCGAGCAACGGCCUUGUGGGCGGUCGUCAUCAGGCCAACCCCAAGGCCGUGCUGAGCGCCAUGUUUGCCGAGUACCGCCAAGCGGCCGAGGCCGAAGCCGAAGCCGAGGCGCAGCUGUCGCAAGUCGAGAGCGCGGACACCGGUGCCGACUUUGCGCUGAAGCUCAUCCAGGCGGUGACGCAGCAGAUCAACAACAACAACGGCGGCGGCCCGAAGGCGUCGACGAACCGAAGGAAGGUCAGCCCUAUUCCGCAGCCGCAGCUCACCGUUGACGACGUCUAUACGGUCACGCUGUGGGGCGACUUCUGUGAACGUCUACGCAGCAUCGGGCGGUACCAAGGGAACGUGAUCUUGAGUGUGGUCAACGUCGAGACCGAAGGGAAACCCACGGCCUACGAAGCCAACAUUGACGAAGUCGCGUCGGACUACAGUCAAUGGCUGGACGACGACAGCGAUGAGACCAACGACGAGAAACCUGACGCCGCUGACGCCAGUCAUGGUGACGCCGACGAUGGGCGCGAUGCCGCCGCCAACAGCAGUGCGGCUGAUGGCACCACUACCGUACCUGUGGAAGUGGCGGCCGUGCAGGCCCUCUUCGGUCCCUUCUUCUCUGCGUUCAUCGGGCAUACGUUUGAACUCAUCUACGUGCCCCACGAGCUCUGCCCGGGCCAAGGCUUCCACAUCGACGAGGGCGACUCGCUCGCGCGAGUGGUGCUCGUUCCUCGCGGCGGCUGCAAUUUUGUAGACAAGGCCAAAGAGCUUCACAAUUUCAACGUCGCCGGCAUGCUGGUGUACAACACCGUGCCCGACGAGCAGGCGUUGGAGAUGACGGCCACAGACAUGGAUGUCCCGCUGCCCUCGGCCAUGAUCAACUUCAGCGACGCGAUGCUGCUCAAGCGCGAGCUGGCGCGACGACCCGACGGCGUUCUUGUGAUGCGGGCGCUCCCCGCAGCAACAGCAGCGCUCCGGUGGUGGCUCCGGUGGUGGUGGUGUGUGGACAUGGCCGCACUGACCCGCCUGCUCGAGGACUACUUCAUGCAACAGAACAACUGCGAAGACGAGGAUUGCCUACGCUUCGUCAACCCCGUUUUGCCGAUCGUGAUCGACUCCCAUGCCAUACCACGACGACCAGCCGGGGAGGAGGAGGCCGAAUCCGAGAUGGCUGUGGACAUGGGCGCCGGUGACGACAUCAAAGAAGAAGAAGAAGUCGACCAAGAAGGGCAUCUCCCUUGUCCGCAGGAACGCGUGGUGGAGGAUGAGGCCACGAUAGCGGGCGAGGAGGUGGACGGCUGCGAGAGCAAGGCGCAGCGCCGAGAACGAGAAGCAGGCAAGAGAAGUCAAGUCGAGUUUGAGCGCCUCCGAGCCGAGAUGCGGGCGCUACGCGUGAAGAUGCGCGAGGAGCUGCAUCGCAAGGCGUCCAAGAGGAAGCCGCCACCACCACGGUGA